Messenger RNA from Oppiella nova, 4002 nucleotides. The record is from the annotation of a GenBank genome assembly. Lineage: Eukaryota; Metazoa; Arthropoda; Arachnida; Sarcoptiformes; Oppiidae.
GAAUCGGAUGAGUUGAGUCUCGACGAUGAGUCGGAAGUGUCUGAUUUGGAGCCCAAACACAAACGCAGCAAAAGCUCGAAAUCAAAGAGUAAAUCAAAGUCUAAGUCGAAGAGCAGCUCGAAGUCGAAAAAGUCGUCGAAGAAAUCAAAGAGAAGAGUGAGUUCUUCAGAUUCAGACGACGAUGUGAUAAGUCUUGGAUCUGAUUUCAGUGAAUCAGACACUGAUAACAAACCAAAGAAAACGAUUCCACCGAAAAAGCCAUUAAACAAAUCCAAGAAUCUGAGCACAGAAUCCGAUUCGGAUUCAUCUGACAGUAAACCAAAAGCGAAAGCAAAUUCACCGAAAACUCCAAAGAGUUCGACCAAUUGGUUGACUCAGAGAUCGGAAAAACUAAAAUCAGUCGAAAAGUCGAGUCCAUCGACAAAGAAGACUUCAAUGACCCCUAAAGCCAGUGAUAAGAGACUGAAUAAAAGUGUGAUGUCUUUAGCGGCUGAUGAGUCGUUUAUAUCUGUGAUGGACUCGACUGAACAGAACGGCAACAAAGAGUGGAUUCACACGAGUUAUGAAUUCCUGAAACCAGAGAAACUUAAGGAUAAAUCGGGAAGAUUUAAGUUAAUUAAUGGAGAGUUGAACCCCGAGUACGACGCGUCCAGUCUCUCAGUGCCACAAUCACAUCUGGACCAACAGACCCCUGCUCACAGACAGUGGUGGCUCAUGAAGUGUCAACACUUUGAUACCGUCCUCCGAAAACUCCAAAGAAGAUCGGAAAAACUAAAAUCAGUCGAAAAGUCGAGUCCAUCGACAAAGAAGACUUCAAUGACCCCUAAAGCCAGUGAUAAGAGACUGACUUCAAUGACCCCUAAAGCCAGUGAUAAGAGACUGAAUAAAAGUGUGAUGUCUUUCGCGGCUGACGAGUCCUUUAUAUCUGUGAUGGACUCGACUGAACAAAACGGCAACAAAGAGUGGAUUCACACGAGUUAUGAAUUCCUGAAACCAGAGAAACUGAAGGAUAAAUCGGGAAAAUUUAAGUUCAUUAAUGGAGAGUUGAACCCCGAGUACGACGCGUCCAGUCUCUCAGUGCCACAAUCACAUCUGGACCAACAGACCCCUGCUCACAGACAGUGGUGGCUCAUGAAGUGUCAACACUUUGAUACCGUCCUCUUCUUCAAGAUGGGCAAAUUCUAUGAGCUGUUCCAUAUGGACGCUGUUUUGGCCGUCAAUGAGCUGCAGAUCAUAUUUAUGAAGGGAGACUACGCUCACGCGGGCUUUCCCGAGAAGGCUUUCAAACGAUAUGCUGAUGUAUUAAUUCAAAAGGGUCUUAAGCACAACUACUUUAUGAACAGCUAUAAAGUGGCCAGGGUCGAACAGACUGAGACACCAGCGAUGAUGGAGGAAAGGGUCAAACACAUGAAAAGGGCGACUAAAUUUGAUAGAGUAGUCAAUAGAGAGGUGUGUCGAGUGUCCAGUAUUGGCACUCGUAUGGCAUCUGUUAUCGACGCCGACAUGCUUUCCGAUCACAACUCGUAUCUGAUGGCCAUCACUGAAAAUAUAACAGAAAGUGGUUUUGAUUUUGGCGUUUGUUUUAUUGAUGUUUCGAUCGGCAAAUUCAAUUUAAGCCAAUUCUCAGACGACAAAUACUACUCUCGAUUGAGAACUCUUUUGGCUCAUAACACUCCCACUGAACUCAUCAUUGAUAGGAAAUGUCUUUCAAUGAAAACGAGGCAAUUGGUAGAGAAUUGUGUCCCAAAUGGUCGCUUCGAGUAUAAGAGAGAGUUUUGGUCGUCGAAGAAGACAUUGAAAUACUUAACUGAAGGCGACUUCUUUAAUGGAGAUCUGCCGCAAGUGUUGAACGAUAUGAUAGAGCCCACGGAUUCUCUGAAGCAGACGGCGAAGGCUGGGCACGAGUUGGCCAUCCGAUCGUUGGGCGCCGUCAUCGACGUCUGUAUCGAAUCUCUUAUUGUUGACGAAGUAUUGUCUAUGAAACUGAUGUCGGAGUACAAACCGUGUGAUACAAAUCGAUUGGGAUCUGAUGACCAGUUACCCAAACAAAUGAUUCUCGAUUCCUAUUCGCUCCGGAAUUUAGAAAUCUUUCAAAACAGUUUGGGUGAGAGUGAGGGCACACUUUGCGAAGUUCUUGACUUUUGUGCCACACCUUUCGGUCGACGAUUACUUCACAAAUGGAUCUGUUGUCCACUUUGUGACAUCUCGCAGAUAGUGGACAGACAACGGGCCAUAACAGACAUAUCUAAUGUCAAUAUACGAUUUGAAACGGAAGAGACAAUAAAGGCAUUGAAAAAGUUGCCGGAUUUGGAGCGACUGCUUAACAAAAUCCAUUCCCAGGGUUCGGCCAAACGCGCCAAAAGCCAUCCCGACUCGAGAGCCAUAUUCUUCGAGAGUGAUGUCUAUAAUAAACGCAAAAUAUUAGACUUUCUAUCAGUUUUGGAGGGCUUUAAACAAUCGGUUAAAAUUGUGGAAUCGUUUCAAAAGCACAUCCAAUCGUUCGAGUCAUCGAUUCUGAAGAAAUGUUUGUCUAAAGAAGGAAACGGCAAAGGAUUUCCUGAUCUGAGCGGAAACUUUGCAUAUUUUGACAAUGCGUUUGACCACAAGAUGGCUAAAUCAUCCAAUCGUUCGAAAGGAAACGGCAAAGGAUUUCCUGAUCUGAGCGGAAACUUUGCAUAUUUUGACAAUGCGUUUGACCACAAGAUGGCUAAAAAAGACGGAAAGGUUGUGCCGCAUACGGGUGCCGAUCCGGAAUACGACCAAUGCGUUGAACAGGUCGAAGCCAUCACUAAAAAGUUAGACAACUAUUUGGUCGAACAGAGAAAGUUCUUUGGCUGUCAAGUGGUGUACUUCGGGACCGGAAAGAAUAGAUACCAAUUGGAAGUACCAGAGAGUGCGAGCAAAAGGAUAACCAAAGAUAAUCACGACUAUCAAUUAGAAACUUCUCGAAAGGGAUAUAAGCGCUAUUCAACACCCAUUACCAGAAAGCUUUUUGAUGAGCUUCUGGUGGCUGAAGACGCCAAAGAUACUGUUCUUGAGGACGGAAUGCGCAGAAUAUUCGAGGCGUUUGAUAAUCAUUACGACAAAUGGUUGGAAGCGAUUAAUUGUCUUUCUUUGUUGGAUGUAUUCCUGAGUCUCUCGAAGAGCCGAACAUUCCUCCAGCAGAAGGGGUCCGUCGUAUGCCUUCCGAAGUUCAGUCAUUCGGAGACACCGUUUGUUAAUUUAGUUGAAUCACGAAAUCCAUCUCUACUUAAGUAUUGCGAGAAUUUUAUCGCGAAUGACAUUAAGAUUGAAAGCGAACUCCUUUUGCUGACCGGACCUAAUAUGGGCGGAAAGAGUACUCUAAUGCGACAGUUGGGGCUCAUUGUGAUUAUGGCACAGAUGGGUGCUUACGUUCCGGCAAAGGAAUGCACUCUCACUCCUGUGGACCGCAUAUUCACGAGACUCGGAGCUUUUGAUCGCAUCGUUGAGGGCGAGAGUACUUUCUUCGUUGAAUUAAGCGAAACAGCCGUUGUUUUGAAGCACUCGACCAAACAUUCACUCGUUUUAAUCGACGAAUUGGGCAGGGGAACGUCAACUUUCGACGGCACAGCCAUUGCCUGUGCGGUCACUAAAGAGUUGAGUGAAAACAUCAAAUGUCGGACUCUAUUCUCAUCGCAUUACCACUCAUUAGUCGAUGAGUUUAGAUUCAACCCUUCCGUCAAAUUGGUUCAUAUGGCCUGUAUGAUUGAGAACGAGAACGAAAGCGAUCCGACAGAAGAGAGCAUUACAUUCCUGUAUAAACUAAAGGAGAACUCGUGUCCCAAAAGCUAUGGCUUCAAUGCCGCACAAUUGGCAGGAAUUCCCAAACAAGUCAUUCGUAAUGCAUUCAAAAGAGCCAAAGAAUUCGAGCGACAAAAUCAAAUCGAAAAGAUUUUCACCAAAGUUAUGCACAAAAGUGUGACCAACACUGAGAUUAUGUCUAUUAUUCCUCACCUCAAGAGCUUUAGUCUAAACAAUUGA